CGAGGAUGGUUAGCGUGGUGAAGCAACAUAGAAACGCACAAUACACGCACUUCUGUAACUUAGAGAAAGACACCCACAAUCCCUCGGCCGUGCUCAACACCAUCAGCCUCCAGUAAAAUGUCACAGCUCAUUCCAAGCACCACACCCAUUCGAACUUUUGAAGAUCACGAGGCGCUCAUAAAUGCAGUCGCAGUGUUCCCGGAUAAACGACGAAUGAUUACGGGCUCGGACGACAAGACACUUCGUCUUUGGGACUUGGAGACAGGUGUUGUGUUGAAGAAGAUGGAAGGGCAUAGCAGGGGGGUGCUGGCAUUGGCGGUGUCACGAAAUGGUCAAAUAAUAGCAAGUGGUGAUUAUGGUGGAGAAGUCAUCGCCUGGGACGGAGAAACUGGCGAAUCCAUCACCCAACCCAUUGAAGCCCACUCCGGAAAUAUCACCUCGGUGGAUUUUUCUCCGAAUGGAAUGGUGCUGGCCACUGGUUCAUGGGACUACACAGUUAAGUUUUGGAGUACCAAAACGUGGCAGAUGCAAGGAGAUCCAAUCGAGUGUGGCAGUUUGGUCUUCUGCGUUCGAUAUUCGCCUUCUGGUGAACUUCUUGCCAUCGCAACAGACGAGAAUAUCCAAAUUUAUAAUCCAGGCACAAGGGAACAAGUCGCAUCUUUGACAGGUCAGAGCCUGUCACUCGCGUGGACGCCCGAUGGUACACGCAUUCUUUCAGGAGGCAGAAAUUCCAUAUUGGAGUGGGACACAUCAACCUGGCAGCAGGUCGGUCAUGCCUACGAAGGCCACACUGGUCGUAUCAACGCCAUUGCCAUUCAUCCCACUGACACGCUCGUCGCUUCUGCAUCUGAAGACAAGGAUAUCCGUCUCUGGCGGCUCUCAGAUCAACGAACCAUCGCCGUAUCCCGGCAUUCAUCCGCCACGACAUGUGUCACGUUCUCUGUGGACGGCAAGCACAUCAUCAGCGGAGGUCCUGAUAAAAAGAUCUCAGAGUGGGCAAUACCGAAGGAUGCUCAUUCAAAGAUCCUGGACAUCACAACAGCCCGCGAUGCAUGUCUAACUGGGGACUUGUCUUUCGCUGAAGAACUCCUCACUCAAGAGAUCCACAUCAACGCCGACGACGUUAUUUCAUAUGCUAAUCGUUCAUUCGUCAUGGCCCGGAAGCACGAGUGGGACCAUGCUCUUGAUGAUGCAAUCCAGUCCAUCAACAUUCGGCCAUCAUUGGUAGGCUUUAUCUCUAAAGGCAUCGCCCUCUGCGGAAAAGGUCACGUCCGGGAAGCAAGGAUAGCAUUCGACGUCGCAUCCAUGUUCACCAACCAAAAUUCGGAAACAAACCAAUUUCUUCUAUUGAUCAAGGCUAUCGUACUCUUCAGCGCAGAUCAACACGAGGAAGCAAUGCUGCUCAUCAAAGACCUAGCUGCCGCUUGUCCCAAUGUCGAUCCUCUCGCGUGUCGUGUCGUGGAGACAUAUCUACGUGUUCAGCUCAGAAUCAAAGCUUUCGAUGGCGCGCGUUACGACGAAGCCGCUGAUUACUUCACCACCGCUGUCAACUCAGGCGCUUUCUCAUCAAAAUUCAUGCCUCAAAUGUACGAGGACUUGACCGUGCUCUUCGGCUGGGAUCUCCAGUCCUUGUUGCUCACUACACACCAGAAACGGUGCCAGGCAUUUCUUUCGGCAGGUAAACUCGACGAAGCCCUGGAAGCACACAAAUCCAUGAUGGACGCCAUCAACGACAUCGCGAAGGCCAGCUGUCUUGAUUGGUCCAACGAGUUCAAGGAUAAAUGCAGCACGCUCGCUGCGAUGCAGGCAGAGAUCCCCGGGCAAGAGCAAGAUGGCUACGAUGCAGAUCCCAGUUUCUUCUAUGGAACGCAUCAAAUUUCCAGGCCAAGACUUCAACAACGCCCUGGGCGCCUCAAAAGAUUCAGACUUGCUAUGACGAGGAGGCCUCAGGAAGCUCCUGCUCCUGCACCACCCACCACCUCACCACCAGUCGCUGUCACCACCACCAUCAAAACUGAUUUACGACACCUAUUCUCCCGGUCACCCCAUCAUGCAACGCCGCCCGUUGUCGAUGUUCCAUUCACGAAGGCUAAAGAGGUGGACCAGGUCGAUUCUUAUCAGCGUAUCCUGGUUUUCUGAUGCGUAGAUCUACAGCGUCAUAUUGCUGCGGGUGCUCCUGGCCCAGACCCGGACAUCGUACCUGAUGAAUAUUUCGAUACUGCCGAACCGGACACUGACACGCAGCAGCAGC
Messenger RNA from Suillus fuscotomentosus, 2251 nucleotides. Its product is annotated as WD40-repeat-containing domain protein. The transcript has 8 exons. The record is from RefSeq and is a predicted model, not a curated record. Gene Ontology annotation, molecular function: protein binding. NCBI's taxonomy places the organism in Eukaryota, Fungi, Basidiomycota, Agaricomycetes, Boletales, Suillaceae. Bases 118 to 2139 code for a protein of 673 amino acids.